CAAAUGCGACUUAACUAUAACUAAGCUUGCAAGUUUCUCCAUUCGAUUCUAUUAGAUCGCUUUAGCCUUUGCUAACAAGAAAACCACGUACCUUUUUCUUCUUCUUCUUCUUUUUUUUUUUUAAUUUUUUUUCUUUUUUAUGCAUAUAUACCACCACCACCACCCAAGUGUUCUAGCAUUGGUAUUCAUCAGAAAAUUAUCAUAUGGCUAUGAAGUGCUCUAGGAGUGUGUCUUUGAUUCUCUUACUAUUCGUUUCAAACUGGUAUUAUUGUGCAAAUGCUGCUAAUAAGGAUGGUUUGGGAGCUUCGUUUAUCUUCGGCGAUUCUCUAGUUGAUGCCGGAAACAAUAACUAUUUAUCAACUUUGUCUAAAGCAAACAUCCCUCCUAAUGGAAUUGAUUUCAAAGCGUCUGGUGGAAAUCCCACAGGCCGUUACACCAAUGGAAGGACCAUUGGUGAUAUAGUUGGUGAAGAAUUAGGAAUCCCCAACUAUGCAGUCCCAUAUUUGGCUCCAAACGCAUCAGGAAAAUCCGUACUCUCUGGGGUUAAUUAUGCAUCAGGGGGGGGAGGGAUUUUGAACGCAACAGGAAGAAUAUUUGUUAAUAGGAUAGGAAUGGAUGUCCAGAUUGAUUAUUUCAACGUUACAAGAAAACAGAUAGAUAAACUACUGGGUCCUACAAAGGCAAAAGACUAUAUGAUGAGAAAAUCCAUUUUCUCCGUCACUGUUGGGGCAAAUGACUUUUUGAACAAUUAUCUACUUCCAGUCCUCUCCAUUGGAGCAAGAGUUUCUCAGACCCCAGAUGCUUUUGUUGAUGAUAUGAUCAAUCACUUUAGGAACCAGCUAACUAGACUUUACCAAUUGGAUGCUCGGAAAUUCGUGAUUGGAAACGUUGGUCCAAUAGGUUGCAUACCUUAUCAAAAGACAAUAAAUCAACUAAAACAAGACCAAUGUGUGGAUUUGCCUAAUAAGCUUGCGGUUCAGUACAAUGGCCGAUUGAAAGACUUGCUAGCUGAACUAAAAGACAAUCUCCCUGGAUCAACGUUUGUUUACGCAAAUGUGUAUGAUCUGGUUAUGGAGCUCAUCACAAACUAUGGAAAAUACGGGUUCACAACAGCAAGUAGAGCUUGCUGUGGAAAUGGAGGUCAGUUCGCAGGGAUAAUUCCAUGUGGGCCAACUUCGAGCAUGUGUUCAGACAGAUCGGCGCAUGUGUUUUGGGACCCCUACCAUCCCAGCGAAGCUGCCAACCUUAUACUUGCCAAGAAGUUGAUUGAUGGAGACACAAGAUACAUAUCUCCAAUGAAUCUCAGACAGCUUCGAGAUCUUUAGCUAAUUGUAUUUUUGCUUUACAAAUUAUAAUUAAAUAUCAAUUAUCUGUUCUUCGUGCAUUUCAAUAGGAUUGGCAAUUGGUGUUCUUUUCUACUUUGUUUGGUAAACUGUCAAAGUCACGAAGCCUUUUAAUUUCUUCAUAAUUUACUCAUAUACAUUUUAAAUGAUAUUUAUAUAUUUUUUCUCCUUAGUUAA
Ziziphus jujuba (common jujube) is the source of this 1520-nucleotide messenger RNA. RefSeq names its product GDSL esterase/lipase At2g23540. Gene Ontology annotation, molecular function: hydrolase activity, acting on ester bonds. The record is from RefSeq and is a predicted model, not a curated record. Lineage: Eukaryota; Viridiplantae; Streptophyta; Magnoliopsida; Rosales; Rhamnaceae. The coding region runs from base 204 to 1325 and encodes 373 amino acids. The transcript has 5 exons.